CUCCUGCCUCCUCCGUCUACAAAAACACCCGCUCUAUAAUCCGCCACCCAGCAGCCGAUCGGACCUCCUCGUCGGACGAAAAAACCAUUCAUCGCCGAGCAAAACAAUGGCGAAGAUCGCGCUCGGAAGCCGGCAGGAGGCCGCCGAGCCGGACUGCAUCCGCGCCGUCCUCGCAGAGGUCGUCCUCACCUUCCUCUUCGUCUUCGCCGGUGUCGGCGCCGCCAUGACCGCAGGGAAGAUGGCGGGAGGGGCGGACACGAUAAUGGGUUUGACGGCGGUUGCGGUGGCGCACGCGCUGGUGGUGGCGGUAAUGAUAUCGGCGGGGCUCCACAUCUCCGGCGGCCAUCUCAACCCGGCGGUGACGCUAGGACUCGCCGUCGGCGGCCACAUCACCCUCUUCCGGUCUAUCCUUUACAUCAUCGCCCAGAUGCUGGGUUCUUCCCUGGCUUGCCUCCUCCUCAAGUACCUUACCGGGGAAUGGUGA
Messenger RNA from Phoenix dactylifera (date palm), 484 nucleotides. The record is from RefSeq and is a predicted model, not a curated record. NCBI's taxonomy places the organism in Eukaryota, Viridiplantae, Streptophyta, Magnoliopsida, Arecales, Arecaceae.